Molecule: messenger RNA, 960 nt
Organism: Parastagonospora nodorum SN15
Lineage: Eukaryota; Fungi; Ascomycota; Dothideomycetes; Pleosporales; Phaeosphaeriaceae
Exons: 2
Coding region: 1-960 (319 amino acids)
Biological process (GO): protein phosphorylation
Molecular function (GO): protein kinase activity; ATP binding
Source: RefSeq, a predicted model, not a curated record
AUGUUCGACCACUUCCGCAUCCACGUCAUGAAGGACGCCAGCAAAGCCGCACCGCACAUGCGAAUCGUCCAGACAACAGUCGGUGAAUAUGAUCAUGAAAUUGCAACAUUUGUACUAGCUACCGCAAAUUCAAAGCUCUAUGUUGCCAUCAAGAGAGGCAUUAUCCACUCCUAUGACCUCAAUACCACCGAUGUAUCAACAUGGUAUCAGAAGUCCGGAUACAUCGCACCAGUACGCGUCGAUCUCACUAGAAUGUACACAGAAGCUCUGGCUUCGUACCACCCCUUUCGUUGGCGAAAGGGUGAGCCGUCUGACGCUAUCUUCAAGAAGAAGCAGCAUCCGCUCGUGGUGGCUGAGGGUCAGAAGAAUUUGUACGUUCGCGCGAGAUUGCUACGUUGUGAGUUUUUCCGCGAUCAUCCACAUCCAAACAUUGCCAAGUAUCGCGGUGUGGUUGCCAAAGACAGCUUAAAGUUUGGCAAGGGUAGGUCGGCGGUGACUAUAGAGCUUGAUACGAAGCGUGUGUACGCACUCGUUUUCAAGCGAUAUGACUGCGAUCUCUGGGCGAUGGUAGAGAAACGCAAGCGCUUCGAUGUCCGAUAUUGUCUGCAGUCGAUAGAAGCGGGCAUUCUAUACAUGCACAGCUUAGGCCUCUCGCACACCGAUAUCAAGCCAGACAAUAUCUUCGUGGAGAAGACGCAUUCUUCAUCGCGCCCGCAUGAGUUCGUCCUCGGGGACUUUGAUAGUACUGCACGUAUUGGAUCUGGGAUUGUUAUCAAAGGCGGAGAUUGGGCGUGGUCACCGCGUAAAGCUGAAGGUGAGCCGAUCCAUGACACUGAUGAUUGGUACGCUUUUCAGAAUCUCAAGAUAUGGGUUGUGCGAGAGAUGGGCGGGAGGAUUGAGGAUUAUGAUGGAAUUGGGAAGUGGAUUAAGUCAGCGCAGGGUCCGCAACUUAGUCGCUAG